ACGGUAACGGUCUGCGACUCCGCAGUUUCAAUCGUGUCGCUCAAGGAACGGACAAACACGGUGAGUUGUGGAUCAUGGCUGACAGUGACUCUGGUGAGACCUCUGAUCGGUAUGAAUUUGACGCCCCGUCCAGUGUCGUCGACCUGAAGGAGCUGGACAAAGCUGAUAAUAAUGAUAUGUGGUUUGAGCAACAGUCCGAAGUAGUAGACAGCCCCUUUCAAACAACGGGAGUAGACCGACUCUUCAUGAGAACCGACAGUGUCAACCAGCCAGUUGCCGUCGUUGCUCCUCAAGUGAAGACAGACACCGACUCUGGACCCAGCACGUCCACAUACCGACCUCCAAACGUGGUCACAUCCUGGGGCGGAGUAACUCCCGCUCAAAGUGGAGCGCGGCCAAAAACGAGGACCUCAAAUCCACCCCCUGCCCAGCGAUUAAGGGUUUCCAAACGUAAAUCCACCGCUACGGCUGCACCGCCAUUAAAGAAACAGAAGAAGAGUCCCGUAGCUAGACCGGUCCGAAGAAGCAGCGCCGCCCGUCGCAGGACCGUUCAGGCGAACACUGGGACUUCGACCAUCAGCCGGGCUGCAGCUCCAACUCCUGCAAACACAGUGCCGAGCAGCUCUGAAGAACAGGAGCUGGAACGCAUCAGGAAGCUGCAACAGGAAGUCGUUCUGCAUCGCAAGAAGAACGAGGCGAGCUACAAAGCAGCUCUGGCUGGCAAUCCACCACCAAAGAAAAUGGUCCUUUCAGCGACUGUGCCUAAAGAAUUCCACUUCAACUCGAACACACGGUCCAAGACGGCCGCUGCAUCCAACGCGGCUCACAGGGAAGUGGACUAUGCUGCCCAGCUCCGCAAACCGUCGUCUCCAGCAAGGCCUCCGAGAGGUGCCACAGUGCCCAAACCCUUCAACCUGUCGACGGGCAACAAGAGAAGGAUGGGUGAGCCGUCGGCCUAUGUGCCCAUGGCUCAGCAGAUAGCACAGUUCCAGAAACGAACCCCUGAGCGCUACCACCUGCGCAGCCGCAGCAGUCAAGCAAGAGGACCAUCUCCAGUGAAGGGGGAACACCUGAGGCUCACCCAUCCUCACACCCCACACCUGAUGACCAACCAGAGGAGCCGACCCCCCACUGUUAAGAGCAGCGAAGAGCUAGAGGCGGAGGAGGUGGAGAAACUUAACAAGUUUCAAUUCAAGGCUCUGGAGCUGAACAGGAAGAUUCUGGAGGGUGUAGAAGGUCUAAAGAAGCCGUCUGUGAAGGAGCCGACUGUACCGGAAGGCUUUGAGCUGCAGAUUGAAAAGAGGCUCCAGGAGAGACAGGCCGCCAAACCUCAGGAGGACGAAGAGAAACACACCUUCAAAUCCCAGCCUCUGCCCAAGAAGAUCCUGGAAGGCGUGACGGGAGUACCCGACAAGAAAGUUCUGCCUCCCACAGUGCCGGAGUCUCCAGCUUUUGCCCUGAAGAAGAGGAUCCAUGUGGUGCCCAAGGUGGAAGUGAAGCCGCCGUCACCAAUCAAGGCCCCCCCAGUGCCUCACUUUGGCCUCCCCUUCCAGCCCCAACUCCCAGAGAGUCACAACGUGGAGGUCUGUCCUUUCUCCUUUGAAGAGAGGGAGCGAGAGAGGAGGGCACUGAAAGAGAAGAAACUGGUGGAGAUGCGAAAUGAAGAGGUUCCACAGUUUAAGGCUCAGCCUCUCCCGGACUUUGACGCCGUCAUCCUCCCAGAGAAGAAGAAGCUGGAGCCCACAAAGCCCGAGCCCUUCAAAAUGCGCCUGGACGAGCGAGGAGCCGUCAAGUCCAGCCGCUGGGAACAAAUGGUGAAAGAGGAGCAGAAACAACGUGAAGAAGCAGCCGUAUUCAAAGCGAGGCCGAACACAGUCACCCAUAAAGAGCCUUUCCAGCCUAAAAAGGAUAGCCGCACUGUAUCAGGCAUUUACUCAUCCUCAGUGACGGAGGCCUUCGAGCUGUCGACGGAGCGGCGGGCACGGGAGCGGCAGGAGUUCGAGCGUCAGGCCAGCGAGAAGGAGGCUCUCAGGGCGCUGAUGGAGGAGGAGCAGAGACGAGAGGAGGAGCAGAGGAAGAAGGAGGAUGUCUCAAGGAUGCGGCAAGAACAGGUUCAUAAAGCUCAACCCAUCAGACACUACAAACCUGUCGACCUGAAGAAAAGUGAAGUUCCUCUCACCGUACCACACUCACCAAACUUCACAGACCGCUUCCGCUUGUGAUCAUCCCCCCUCUCUCCACAUAUUUACUUCAUGAGUUUUAAUUUCAUCCUUGUAGGCAGAUCCCUGAACUUUUAUAUUUCCGCCAGACUUCUGGCUGUAACCGUGUAAAUAGACGUGUCUUUGAUAUGACUGAAGCUCUGCUGUUGUCUGUUCUAUGUUGAGCUUUAGAUUUUAACCACAUGCUGUAUAUUCUCUUAACUCCUCUUUACUUUUCUUUUAAUAAAGUGUUGUCAAAUAAAA
Messenger RNA from Labrus bergylta (ballan wrasse), 2462 nucleotides. RefSeq names its product TPX2 microtubule nucleation factor (gene tpx2). Gene Ontology annotation, cellular component: microtubule; spindle. Gene Ontology annotation, biological process: regulation of mitotic spindle organization; activation of protein kinase activity. The record is from RefSeq and is a predicted model, not a curated record. NCBI's taxonomy places the organism in Eukaryota, Metazoa, Chordata, Actinopteri, Labriformes, Labridae.